AUGGGCAGUAGCCCAAUUCAUUCAGCAAUGGUAAACGUGCAGGUCAAAAUCUCGGAUGUCGAGGGCAAAAUCGUCGCCGUAUACUUUUCGGCCAACUGGUGCCUUCCAUGUCACCAGUUCACCAAAGCCCUGACCAAUGCUUACGAGCAGCUCAAGGAUCGCGGUUUCGAAAUAGUCUUCGUCUCGUCCGAUGAAGACCAGUGUGCGUUCGACGAGUACCGUGCCUUGAUGCCGUGGCCAGCAAUCCCAUUUUCUGACAUGGGCACAAAAAGAGCUUUGAGUAGGAAGUUUGACGUGGAAAGCAUACCCUGCUUGGUCAUUUUGGAACCGGACGGUGAUAAAGACUCGACGAUUGUAGAUGGGGUCGAUCUCAUUUACCAAUACGGGGCACAAGCUUAUCCGUUUACCAAAGAUAGGUUGGACGAGUUGAUGCGGCUCGAGAAGGAGAAGCACGAAAACCAGACUCUGCACGAUUUGCUCACUAACCGUGAAAGAGAUUUUCUCUUGAGUAAUUCAAAUCCGAAACAGGUUCCCGUCACAUCACUAACCGGGAAAACGAUUGGACUCUAUUUCUCGGCUCAAUGGUGCUCCCCGGCCAUGAAAUUCACCCCCAAAUUGGCCUCCAUCUACCGGAAAAUCAACCAAGAAACGGGCUUGAUGAACGGGACAAAAAGCUUUGAGAUAGUGUUGGUGUCGAGUGACCACAGUCAAACUUGUUUCGACUCGUACUUUGGUACCAUGCCCUGGCUGGCCCUGCCUUAUGGGGACCCCAACAUAAAAAAGCUGGCGAAAUAUUUCGACGUUCGGGGGAUUCCGAGCUUGGUUAUUUUGGGGACGGAUGGGAAAACAGUGACAAAGUCGGGAAGGAACCUGGUGAACCUGUAUCUGGAGAAGGCUUACCCAUUCACGGGAGACAGAAUAGAAUUACUGACGAGGCAGGCGGAUGAGGAGGCCAAGAAGCUUCCGGAAUCCGAGUACCACUCGGGCCACCAACAUGAGCUGACAUUGGUGUCGGAAGGGAAUGGAGGGGGGCGCUUCAUAUGCUGCGAUUGUGAAGAGCAAGGGGCCGGAUGGGCCUACCAAUGCAUCGGGUGUGGGUAUGAGGUGCACCCAAAGUGCGUGAGGACCGUUUGUAAGGGGUGA
Molecule: messenger RNA, 1143 nt
Organism: Striga hermonthica
Lineage: Eukaryota; Viridiplantae; Streptophyta; Magnoliopsida; Lamiales; Orobanchaceae
Source: the annotation of a GenBank genome assembly